This is a messenger RNA of Encephalitozoon romaleae SJ-2008, 2397 nucleotides long. Its product is annotated as HrpA-like helicase. Gene Ontology annotation, cellular component: spliceosomal complex; intracellular anatomical structure. The coding region runs from base 1 to 2397 and encodes 798 amino acids. The record is from RefSeq and is a predicted model, not a curated record. The transcript has a single exon. Gene Ontology annotation, molecular function: ATP binding; RNA binding. Gene Ontology annotation, biological process: mRNA splicing, via spliceosome. NCBI's taxonomy places the organism in Eukaryota, Fungi, Microsporidia, Unikaryonidae.
AUGAGAUACAACAAGUCUAGAGAUAUUAGGAGGUGGGAGCUUCGGAAGAUGAAGGCGGCUGGGCUAAGUGUGGAGGAAACGUAUUCUGAUGAAGAGACUAGCUUGGUUCCAGAUUUGGUGUAUAACGAGGAUUUGAAUGAGUUUCCAGGAAACAAAAUGGCCGAUUCUACUUUUCAGAACAAAGUGGAGGUAGAGAAACCAGGCACGGAAAUAAGUGCGAUAGCCAAGAAGGGAAGCAUAUUCCUAAACGAGCAACCCCGUAGCUGUACGAUACCAUCUAUAAAGGGAGGAAUUGGCAAAAGAGUGCUGAGGAAGCUUCCAAUUGAGGGCUUCAAACAUGGCCUAAUGGAGUUUAUAAGAAAGCACCAAGUAACAGUUUUAGUAGGAGAGGCGGGAUCCGGAAAGAGUACACAGGUGCCGAGAUAUCUAUAUCUGGAAGGGUAUGGAGAUAAAGGGAUCAUAGGGUGUACACAACCUAGAAGAGCGGCAGUGACUAGUUUGGCUUCUACUUUAGAAAGAGAUAUGGGAUCUGUGGUAGGAUAUUCCAUAAGAUUUGAUAAUACAACGACUCAGAAGACAAAAAUAAGAUACAUGACAGAGGGGAUUUUUCUUCAGGAAUUACUGGGAGAUAGCCUACUUAGAAAGUAUUCUGUAGUGAUACUAGAUGAGGCACAUGAGAGGAGUGCAAAUCUAGACAUCACAAUGGGAUUACUAAAGUCAGCUUUGAAGAAAAGGGAUGAUCUGAAGCUUAUAGUAAUGAGCGCUACAAUAGAAGCUCAGAAGUUCUGUGAUUAUUUUGGAUGUUCGACUUUCAACAUUGAAGGCAGAACAUAUCCAGUGGAUAUCCAAUAUUUAAGCAUGAAUGUUGACGACUAUGUUGAAUGGACAGUUAAGAAGAUCCUUCAUAUCCAUGAAAGCUGUGAAGAAGGAGACAUUCUAGUCUUCAUGACAGGAAGAAACGAUGUGGAGGGAGUUGUGGGAAUAGUGAAUUAUUGGGCUAGAAACAAAUGCCUCAGUGAAGGAAAAGGGGAAGAUGAAGAUGCAGAUCUUAAGGCUUUUCCGUUUUACAGCCAGCUUUCUGAGGAAAUGCAGAGCAAGGUGUUCAAGGUAGAGAGGAAUAUAAGGAAAUGCAUUGUUUCUACAAACAUAGCAGAAACAUCUUUGACCAUCCCAAACAUUGGGUAUGUUAUAGACACCGGGCUCCAGAAGAUAAGUGUCUACAAUUAUGAUACAGGAGAGUCUUUGGUGACUGUUCCAGUGAGUAGGGCAAAUGCAGACCAAAGGGCAGGCCGUGCCGGAAGAACAAGGCCGGGUGUAUGCUAUCGGAUGUACACAUCAAGCACCUAUGAGAAUGAUCUACUCCCAUCACCCGUUCCGGAAAUCCAAAGAACUAACAUACACGAAGUUGUCCUUCUUCUCUUAAGGCAUGGUGUAGGAGACAUAUUUGAGUUUGAUUUUAUUGAUAGUCCCUCCCCCGAGCUGAUUCAAGAUGCUCUACUUCUUCUCUAUCGCUUAGGAGCUGUAUGCCGCAAGGGCCUCCUAACCAAGGAUGGAAAAGAAAUGAGCGAGCUAAGGCUAGAACCACCGCUAGCAAGAAUGGUUUUGAAUUCCCCAAGGUAUGGAGUUGUUGAUGAAAUAGCAACUAUAGUCAGUAUGCUUAGCGUUUACAAUGUUUUUUUUGAGGGAUUUGACAAGUCGUCGCCUCUAUGCGAUCAGGCCUGUGAUUUCAUGACUCUCCUGAAUAUCUUCAAUGAGUUUAUGAUGCAGAAGAAUAGAAAUGAAUGGUGCAGUCGAAUGAAGAUUAAUGAGGAGGCGUUGAAAAAAGCAAUGGAAACCAAAAAGACAAUACUAAUGACUCUUCAAGGAAAAGGCGUAAAAAUAUCCAACUCGAGAUCUCCAAGUAGAAUUCAAAGAUGUAUAGUAUCUUCAAUAUAUUACAAUAUAGCAAGGAAAAAGGACAAAAAAUAUAUUUGUCUAAGCAACUUUCGAGUAUGUAAGAUUCAUCCUUCAAGUAUGCUCAGGGAUUGCACUAGUCAGUAUGUUUUAUUUUAUAGACAUCUCAGCACAAAGACAGAGUAUAUAUAUUGUUGCUCGGAUAUAAAUCCGCAAGUAAUUCUUGAGGAGGCAGGGAACUACUAUAGGGAUAGAAGUGCAAUUCUUAGUGGUAGAAAGCAUCUUGUCCAUAGUGACAUCACUAGCGAAACAAAAGGAGGGGAAAGGAAUGAGCUUGAACAUAGCUUUUCUAGCAUGUUAGGGCUGAAGUCAGGAUUCACGACUAGAUGCAGUCUUGGUUUGGACGAAGACCUUUAUGAUAGGUUUGAGAAAUGGGAUGGAUCUUCAGAGGAUCAUGAAGAAUUCUCCGAGCUCCCUAAAAAGAUUAGAAGGCAUAGGUUGUAA